This is a messenger RNA of Peronospora farinosa, 2682 nucleotides long. The record is from the annotation of a GenBank genome assembly. Lineage: Eukaryota; Oomycota; Peronosporomycetes; Peronosporales; Peronosporaceae.
AUGACCCAACCAUUCGCACGUCUCCCUACAUGCAUCGCCCCCUCCAAGUAUUUCCUCGACUAUGUCGUCGAUUUAGAUCACUGUCGCUUUGAAGUUAUUGAGCACGUGCAUCUUUCCGUCCUGCAGUCGACACGUCGCAUCAUUUGCCACGCACUGGAGCUUCAUGUAUUCGACGUGUCCGUGUCGCUUGAAGAUCGUCUCACGCCCAUUCAAUGCAGCAAAAUCUGCUACUCGGUGACUGAUCAGACGGUUGAGUUGUUACUGGAUGACGAACUACCUGCCGGUUCUAUGGCAGUAUUGACGCUUACGUGUCAUGGGGAGCUCAAUGACAAACUGCGUGGUUUCUACCGCAGCGCGUACGAUCAUGAGCUGGAAGGCGAGACGCGAUUCAUGGCUGUCACGCAGUUUGAAGCUUGUGAUGCACGCCGAGCCUUUGUUUGCUGGGACGAACCAGCUAUCAAAGCGAAAUUUGAAAUCUCACUGACGUGUGAUGUUCAUUUGACGGCCAUUUCCAAUACACAUGUGGUGCAGACGCUCGUACGUCCGCGUGCCAAGAACUCCUACAUCCGAACACUAUCACGCUCCAAAGAGGCGACGUUGGAAAAGCUCUGGAGAUUCGCAGAGACGCCAGUCAUGUCCACGUACUUGGUGGGCAUGGUUCUGGGUGAGUUUGACUUGGUCUCGACUGUGACAAAGGAAGGAGUGCUUGUGUCUGUAUACACUCCUGUAGGACGCAGUGAACGCGGCAAGUUUGCGCUUGAAGUGGGAGCCAAGGCACUGUCCUUUUACACUGAGAGGUUCGGGAUCCCGUACCCGUUAAAGAAGAUGGAUAUGCUGGCCAUUCCUGAUUUUGCAGCGGGGGCGAUGGAAAAUUGGGGAGUCGUUACGUAUCGUGAGACGAGGCUGCUUAUUGAUGAACAGCUUAGCAGUUUUGGACAAAAGAUGGCUACCGCUCGUACGGUGUGCCAUGAGAUUGCACACCAAUGGUUCGGUAAUAUGGUAACGAUGGAGUGGUGGACCGGCCUGUGGUUAAACGAAGGCUUCGCUCGUUUCAUGGAAUUUGAGGCAGUGCAUCAUGUCUUCCCUGAGUGGAAUGUGUGGGAAAUUUUUGUGCAGGAUAUUACUAUGCGCGUUGCUAUGGGCAAGGACUGCAUGCUCACGUCGCACCCGAUUGAGGUCAAGGUGAAUCAUCCUGAUGAGGUUGACCAGAUCUUUGAUGUCAUCUCAUACGCAAAAGGCGCUAGCAUCAUUCGCAUGCUAUCGAAAUACCUAGGUCGGGACGUGUUUUACCGUGGCAUUCAUGAAUAUCUGGUCAGUUUCAGCUACCGCAAUGCGCACACGCAGGAUCUCUGGGAGGCACUAGAGCAGGCUUCUGGGCAGCAGAUUUCAUCUCUGGCGAGCGGAUGGACGAGUCAAACGGGAUAUCCCAUCGUGACAGUAUCCGACGACGGUAAGCUGGUGCAGGAACGCUUUUUGGCGGAUAAAGCGCUCAAAGCGACAGUAUUGGAGUCCCAACCCAAUGCCGGCGUAUCGUGGGAUAUUCCACUAACUUUUGUGGCGUCAGACAACCCGAAGGAGGUUAAGCGAGUGGGCAUCUGGGAUUGCAAUACAUCAGAGACGGCCACUGCCACCUUGGCGACUGAAAUGAGUGCACUUGCAAGCACUGAUGGCGCUUGGUGGAUUAAGCUCAAUGCGGAUCAGGCUGGUUUCUACCUCGUGAACUACUCGUCGGAUGGCUGGAAGCGUCUACAGAUCCCUGUGCGUGAAAAGGUGUUGGGAGUCGUGGAUCGGAUGAGCUUGUUGAAUAGUAUCUUUGCAUUUGCUCGCAGCGGCGUGCUGCCGGUGUCUCGUGCGCUUGACUUUAGCCUUGCGUACGCUGAAGAACCGGAGCAUUUAUGCUGGAAGGAAAUUUCGUCAAACAUGCGCUUCUACUGCACGCUUUACAACACUGAUACGUUCUACCCGAAACUACAAGCGUAUAUUCGUCAGCUUUUCGCAUCAGUCAUGAAGAGGUUGACGUGGAAGGCAGUAGCAGGCGAAUGCUCUACGGUGGCUUCGUUUCGUCGGGAUGUGAUCAGCAUGCUUGCUUUGGGCGAUGACCCUGAAGUGAUUGCUGAGGCCCAGUGUCUUUUUCAAGCGUACUUUGAUGACAGCUCGGCAUUAACGGCUGACCUCCGCAGUGUCAUAUUCAAUGUGCAGGCUCGACGUGGAAACGCCGUCCACCUAAAUCAGCUACGUGAGCGUUACGAGACCAGCAACUUUAUUGAGGAGAAGCUGGAUUGCCUGACUGCGCUGGGUCUUUUUAAGUCACUGGAACUCAAGCAUGAGGUGAUCACGUGGGCACUUAAGAACGUGCGUUCGCAGGAUAUUCAAUACGUUUUCAGCAGCGUGGCGGCAGACGCACCAGGUGCUGCGUACGCUUGGGAGUAUGUGCAGGAGCACUGGGCAGGGUUGAAUGUACAGUACCGCCCGUUGAUCGUUGGCCGUAUUGUCAUGUCUGUGAUAUCCCGAUUCCAGACCGAAGCUCACGCACAAGAGGUGGAGGCAUUCCUUGAGACGCGUAAACACUCCUCUUACACGCAGUUGUUGGAUGCCUCAUUGGAGCGUAUUCGUGUGAAAAAUGUCUGCUACCAGCGCAAUCGCGAUGAACUGGCCAAGUGGCUCGAGUCGAUUUCAAAAUAA